AGCGUAAUAAAGUCAAUAAAGUGAUAGGUUGGUGACUGGAAACUGCGUUAUUGUUAAUGAGAAUUUAACAAUCCAUUCAGUUCAAUUUUGGGUUUGGGGCUUCCUUUUCCACAUCCUGCAAUAUCCCAUCUCAACUGCUCAUGAAUCAAACUUGCGAAUGGUAUAACCAUGCGCUGCAAAGAUUUUGUUUGUCUUAUUUUCCAUCUUCUGAUUGGCAUCAACCUUGCCAAUGCUCUGUUGAAAUGUUACGACACAGGAAACUUCACAGCCAACAGUACAUACGCCAAUAACCGAGCUCUCAUCCUCUCUUCUUUAGCUUCAAACGUCACAGCGAAUGGAGGUUUCUACACCACUACUGUAGGCCAAGGGGCGGAUAAAAUUUAUGGUCUGGUGCUUUGCAGAUUUGGCUCUUCAUCAGAAGAUUGUUCCAAAUGGGUCAAUGAUGCAAUUGAAGAGAUAACCACAAACUGUCCUAACCAGAAAGAAGCAGUGAUAUGGGCUGGGAAUCCUUGCACAAUACACUACGCGAAUCGCUCUUUUUUCGGACAGCUGGAGAUAGACCCUACCGAUGCUGGCUAUAAUACCGGUAACCUUUCGUCUAAUAUUAAUAUGUCUGAGUUUGAUCAAACUUGGACUAGUUUGAUGGAAAGCUUAGCAACGAAAGCUUCUAUGUCCAAUUCUACGCUUAAGACUGCGACAGAAGAAGCAGACGUCAAGCCCCUUGAAAGAAUAUUUGCACAAAUGCAGUGUACUCCUGAUUUAUCCUCGAGCGAUUGCAGCUAUUGUCUACGACAGGCAGCAAGUGCUUAUAAUAACUGUUGCCAUGGGAAGCAAGGAGGUUAUGUUACGAAGCCUAGUUGUACAUUCCGAUGGGAUUUGUACCCAUUCUAUACUCCUAUAGCUGAACCUCCAACACCAUCUCCUCCACCUCUACUUAGUAUUUCUCCCCCUUCAAUCAAUAAUACAAUGAAAGGGGAGAAGAGCAAUGAAGCACGUACGAUUGCUAUCAUAGUUGUUCCAAUAAUUGUCGGCACUGUAAUUCUUGUCAUCUGUUUCUGCAUCUUUUUAAGAGUUCGGAAGCCAAGGGAAAGUUUUGAAACUGAUGAAAUAAAAAAUGUGGAGUCAUUGCAAUUCGAUUUUGGGACUAUUAGAGUUGCAACAAAUAACUUUUCUGAAGAAAAUAAGCUUGGACAAGGUGGAUUUGGUGCUGUUUACAAGGGCACGCUUUCUGAUGGACGAGACAUAGCAGUGAAAAGGCUUUCUAAGAAAUUUCAACAAGGAGAUUUGGAAUUUAAAAAUGAAGUUCUACUGGUGGCCAAGCUUCAACACCGGAAUUUGGUUAGGCUUUUGGGAUUUUGCUUGGAAGGAAAAGAAAGGCUCCUUAUAUAUGAGUUUGUGCCUAACACCAGCCUCGAUCAUUUCCUUUUUAAUCAAAACAGGCGGCAAAUGCAUUUGGAUUGGCAUAGGCGUUAUAAGAUCAUUGGUGGUAUUGCUAAAGGACUUCUUUACCUUCACGAGGAUUCUCGGUUACGGAUAAUUCACCGUGACAUGAAAGCUAGCAAUAUUUUGCUAGAUGCAGAGAUGAACCCGAAAAUUGCAGAUUUUGGCAUGGCAAGAUUGUUUGCGGUGGAUCAAACUCAAGGCAAUACAAGUAGAAUUGUGGGUACCUAG
Jatropha curcas is the source of this 1671-nucleotide messenger RNA. NCBI's taxonomy places the organism in Eukaryota, Viridiplantae, Streptophyta, Magnoliopsida, Malpighiales, Euphorbiaceae. The record is from RefSeq and is a predicted model, not a curated record.